AUGUCUUCUGAUCCUAAUUCGCCUUUACAAUCUCAAAAUUCCUCUAAUAAUCAAAAUGCAACCUUACCCACUAAAAAAAAUAAAAAAACUGUUCGUAAAAUAAAAACAAAACGCACUACUAAUGUAGUUCGUAAUAGUUUUGUUCAUUUUUUUUAUGUAGAAGAUUUUGAUUUACAAACUGCUCAAUGUAAAAUCUGUAUCGAAAAGUUCAAAGAUACAGAUACUGAAGCUUAUAUUUAUCAAACACAUGGUUCCACUACUAAUUUGCGCAAUCACUUAAAAGAACAUGGAAUUAAUGAACUGAAUUAUAAAAAUUUUCGAAGGUUUGCUCCAACUGGUGAUAAUACAAUAGAAAGCUAUAUAGACUUAAUAUACGGCCCAAUUUCAUCUGAAGAUACUGAUGAAACCAAUGAUAUUAAUAGCAGUACAGAUAAUAAUGCUGAGGAUUCAGCAUCUAAAAAAUUUCAAGCUGCAAUUUACCUUUCUCUUGAUAAAUUAUGGAAUGUUCUAGAUGAAGUAGCACUUUUAGCUACAAUUUUGGAUCCUUGUCUUAAAGGUGAAUGUAUUAAUAUUCAAGAAAAACUUCAAAUUAAAUAUGAAGAAUUAAGUUGUAACUUAAAUGCAUCUUCAUUAACACAAGUUUCUAGUCAAGAAAUAAUUCAGGUUGAAAAAGAUAAAGUCACACAAUAUAUAAACUUUCCAGAGGCAUUAGAAAAUGAUAGUCCACUAACUUGGUAG
Messenger RNA from Racocetra persica, 738 nucleotides. The record is from the annotation of a GenBank genome assembly. Lineage: Eukaryota; Fungi; Glomeromycota; Glomeromycetes; Diversisporales; Gigasporaceae.